Homalodisca vitripennis (glassy-winged sharpshooter) is the source of this 477-nucleotide messenger RNA. RefSeq lists its product as uncharacterized. Lineage: Eukaryota; Metazoa; Arthropoda; Insecta; Hemiptera; Cicadellidae. Gene Ontology annotation, cellular component: transcription regulator complex; nucleus. The transcript is spliced from 2 exons. Bases 1 to 477 code for a protein of 158 amino acids. The record is from RefSeq and is a predicted model, not a curated record. Gene Ontology annotation, biological process: regulation of transcription by RNA polymerase II.
AUGGACGUAGAAUCUUUUGUUUUGUCAGUACGAUCUCGUGAGUCCAUUUGGAACCAGCAACUGGCUAAUCACCAUAAUAGGUAUGUCCUCGACAAGCUGUGGAAGGAGGUGGGACAGGAAAAUAACUGUUCAGUGAAAGAUGCACAACAGAAGUGGAAGUCCCUGAGAGACUACUACAGAAAAGAAAUUCGAAAAAUGCAAGAGGAGCGAUCGGGAUCCAGUGCUGACACCAUUUACAAGUCGAAUUGGCCCUAUUUUAUGUUAUUGGAUUUUUUGAGAUCUCAGUUCAAGACGAGACCUACUUCAGGUAACUUAAAAGAGAAAAUCAAACCUAACAAGUGCUUGGACUCAGCAGCUACGGAAGGCGUUCCUAUGGCAAGCGACGAAAACUUUGAUUUUGAAAAUAGUCAAAUUGAGGAGUCCUAUGCAUCUAAUCAGCCUCCAAACGAUACAGAGGCUACUGAGAUGAGAAACUGA